Messenger RNA from Pelodiscus sinensis (Chinese soft-shelled turtle), 1873 nucleotides. Its product is annotated as olfactory receptor 52B2-like. Lineage: Eukaryota; Metazoa; Chordata; Testudines; Trionychidae. Gene Ontology annotation, biological process: G protein-coupled receptor signaling pathway. The record is from RefSeq and is a predicted model, not a curated record. Gene Ontology annotation, molecular function: olfactory receptor activity; G protein-coupled receptor activity. Gene Ontology annotation, cellular component: plasma membrane.
ACUACGUAAGGAGGCAAUAUUAAUAUCCCCGUGUGCCAAUCCCAGUCAGUGCGGAUCCCCCACCACCUGCCGCUUCCAGCCCGGAUCACUGUCCCAGCCAGCACAGAAACCGGGGUGAGCCCUCGCCCAGAGCCCGCCAUGCUGACACUCAACCAGAGCAGCUUCGAUCCCAUCACCUUCAUCCUGACUGGCAUCCCAGGCAUGGAAGAGUCUCACACCUGGAUUUCCGUCCCUCUCUGCCUGAUGUAUGUGGUGGCGCUUUUUGCCAACUCGGUCAUAUUCCUCAUUGUCAUCACGGAGCGCAGCCUCCACGAACCCAUGUACCUUUUCCUCGCCAUGCUGGCGGUCGCGGACCUCAUGCUGUCCACGGCCACCGUGCCCAAGAUGCUGGCCAUAUUCUGGUUCAGUGCCAAGGAAAUUUCUUUCGACGGCUGCAUCACCCAGAUGUUCUUUACCCAUUUCAGUUUCAUCGCCGAGUCGAGCGUUUUGCUGGCCAUGGCCUUUGACCGGUACAUUGCCAUCUGCUAUCCCCUGAGGUACCCGAGUAUAAUCACACCCUCGGUGAUCGGGAAAAUAGCUGUGACGGCCGUUGUGAGAGGGUCGUGCAUCAUGUUCCCGCCUAUUUUCCUCCUCAAGAGGCUACCGUACUGUGGACACAACAUUAUGCCUCACACGUACUGUGAGCACAUGGGCAUAGCCCGGCUGGCUUGCGCCGAUAUAACAGCCAACAUCUGGUACGGGUUCACCACCACGCUGCUCUCCUCGGGGUUGGACGCUGUGCUCAUCGCUCUGUCUUAUGUGCUGAUCCUCAGGGCCGUCUUCCGGCUCCCGUCCAAGGACGCCCGUCUCAAAGCUCUCAGCACCUGCGGCUCCCACUUCUGUGUCAUCCUGAUGUUCUACAUGCCGGCCUUCUUCUCCUUCCUCACUCAUCGCUUUGGCCACAGCAUCCCUGGGCACAUUCACAUCCUGUUGGCCAACCUCUACGUGAUCGUCCCCCCCAUGCUGAACCCCAUCGUCUACGGGGUGAGAACGGGACAGAUCCGGGAACGUGUGAUCCGCAUGGUCUCCCAAGUCUGGGGGUUUCACUGCUGCAGUGGAGGCAGGGGAUGUUGACUUUCACAUGUUCAUCCCCAGGCCAACUGAUAUUGAGCGUCCCGGCGGGGCCCGUGCUGGAGCAACGAAACUCGCCAGCAGGUUCCUUCCAAAUGAAACCAAAUUGCUCAGAAGGAGGGUUUCAAGGAAGUGGAAAUCUCUGGUCUUUUCAUGACUGGAGGUUCCUCCCAUGAUGUUUGCUUCUGGUGCUGCAGGUGAACUGCCAGAUGCUGCCCUCCAGCACAGAUCAAAUGAAGACCUUUCGAACAUAGUGAGGACUGCCGAGAUUUCCGUGAAGGUGAACUUCUGCAGACGCACCUUGCACCAUUGUUAGUCUGCCCACCAAGGUCCCCUCUACUCUUUUCCAUUCAUGUGCGGAAUAAUUGAAUGUGCACUGAGACAUGUGCGAAUGUGCACCAGCAAUAGAAAUACAAAAUCCCAUUGGUGCUCUGCUAAUCAGCUGGGCUGGUACUGGUAGUCCUGUGGCACCAAUUAACACAAAUUUAGAGAGUACCAUGUGCUUUCGUGGGCAAACCCCACUUCUUCAGAUGAGUUGGAAGCUGGAAUGGAAAUGACAAGGAACCCAGAAUGUAUAACAGAAAAAGAAGAGGGGGGAAUAAAAGGUUCCUGUCAAUUGUAGGACUGGGACUAAUGAGGCUAAUUGAGCGGGCUAGAAGUGUCCCAUACUUAGCUUUUGGUGAAAACAAGGCGUUAAAUGCAGGGAAGUCUGCUUUAUAAGGUGACAUCCUGUUAAUGUCUUUGUUCAAGCCCAAGGAAACAC